AUGCUAUCUGGAAAGUUUAGUAUGGUAGCAGGCCUCUUGGGGAUGUCAAUUCACUCCUAUAAAGAUUGCCAUGGCACCACCGGAACGAUUGCGUUGUGUUUGGGUCUGACCCAUGCACUGGUUGCUAUCCAACGCCAGGUCUUCUCCAUCCGUGACCCUCUGCAGUUUUACGGCUUUCUGGCUCUCCUGGGACUCGUCGCUACAAUAGUCUUUACAGUUUUCCGGCGUUGUUUCUAUGAGGUCUUCAUUCGAGUGCAUUACGCGCUUGCGCUCCUUGCCCUCAUUUCGCUGUGGCGCCAUUUGGACAGGGGAACCGCCUUUCCUAGGCUCUACGUCCGUGUAAGCGCCUUGGGAAUGAUAUGUUCAACAUGUCUGCACUGGGCUCUCCUCCUGCGACGGAAUGUGACCGCAAAGAAGUUCGGCUGCGAGGCUCGCGUGAUACCUAGAGGUGGAGCAACGGAGAUUGUGUUAACGCUAGCCAGGCCUUUAAGAGCUCGGGCAGGGCAAUAUGUCUACAUUUGGAUACCCGCUAUCUGCCGCUGGGCAGCAAUACAAAGCCACCCUUUCACGAUCAUCUCAUCUGAGAUAGAUAAGCGCAGUGGGGUGGAGACACUCUUUCUCCUGGUGAAAGAAAGAGCUGGCUUCACAAAGAGGUUGGCUUCAGCACGCAAUCAGGGACCCUACCUGGCAUGGGUCGAUGGGCCUUACGGCCACACCUAUACGGUUAGCCCGUACGAUGCCUUCCUCAUGGUGGCUACGGGGAUUGGAAUUGUGGCGCAGAUCCCAUUCAUCAGAGAGAUACUUGAUGAACACUCGUGUCAGCCUGGCCGCAGACGGAGUAUUUUUAUCGCCUGGGAAGUCGACGAGAUGGUACACCUUGAUUGGGUUAAGAAAUGGAUGGACAAGCUCCUAGAACAGGAUUGCGGAUCUUACAUUCUUCGGUUCGGGCUCUAUUUGCCUCCCGUUGAUAACGUCAAAAUGUCACCAAUAUCGGAUGGCGAGCACAAUCGGAUCUGGAAGAUACACGCCCCUUUGGACCCAUUGAAAGUGAUAUCUCAUGAUUUCUGGAAUAGUGGCGGCAAAAGGCUCGUGACAGUAUCUGCAAAGACCACAGUGCGAGAUGCAAUCCGCGAACUUGCUCGAAAGAAUAUGAAUAGCAGGAUGAAACUUGUUGAUUUGGACUUCCAGGCAUUCAAUGAUUCAUCUCAACGCUCCCAUGCUAUGCCCUAA
Molecule: messenger RNA, 1230 nt
Organism: Uncinocarpus reesii 1704
Lineage: Eukaryota; Fungi; Ascomycota; Eurotiomycetes; Onygenales; Onygenaceae
Exons: 5
Coding region: 1-1230 (409 amino acids)
Biological process (GO): iron ion transport; intracellular iron ion homeostasis; copper ion import
Cellular component (GO): plasma membrane
Molecular function (GO): ferric-chelate reductase activity
Source: RefSeq, a predicted model, not a curated record